ACCUUACCAAGUACCCCCCCCCGCUACUUUUUGAAAAGUCAAAAAGAACCCCAACCGUCUCUCCUUUUUAUAAACACAGACACUCGAACGACUUUACCUUCCCCAAACCGGACCACACUCUCACCAACAAAAACUUCUUUCUUCUUCUUCUUGUUCGAUCGCAUGACAAUGGAUUGGUUCUCAUGGCUAUCAAGAACGAAUCUCGAAGACACGCUCAUCUACGAGUACGGCCUCUCCUUCUCCCACAACGAGCUCGAGUUCGAAGACAUAGCUUACUUCAACCACGAGUUCCUCCAGAGCAUGGGAAUCUCCAUCGCCAAACACCGCCUCGAGAUCCUCAAGCUCGCUCGGAGAGACAAGAAACCGUCUCCGCUCACCGCUCGUUCGAUUUCGAGAGUCCUGAUCGCGAUCAGGAAGACUGGGAAGUGCUUCUCCGAGUACGUCAGGGCGUGGAUCCGACGCGAGGAGUCGUCGUCGAGGGCUCUGGUGGUCGUGCCGAGAAGCGGCGGGAACGGGAGAUGGAAAGGCGCUUUGAUGAAGAGGAGCAAGAGAUCCGUGACGCCGAGCAACGGCAAGGAAGAGAGGCUUCUGCUGACAAACGGGACUCCGUGUAGGCUCGAAAGCUUCUCGAGUUCUACGGUGGUUUUCGAUUACGGUUUGAAAGAGGAGAAAGAAGAAGAGAUCAAGUGGGAUUCUAUGUUUCAAAAUCUGAAACCUACUUGAAUGUUUGAUGAUGAUGAUUUUUAGGGUUCUUCCACUAACACGUGUAUUUGAUGAGCUCUUUCUUGUUUCCGAGUGUGUGGUUUAGAAUAUAGAAUUAUGAAGCUCUCUGUCCUAUAAUAUAAGGUUUUAUCAUUAUUAUUUUUUUCCAUUUCUACUACAUGACUCGUUUCUGAUUACAAGAUUUGUUUCUUUGACU
Raphanus sativus (radish) is the source of this 919-nucleotide messenger RNA. RefSeq lists its product as uncharacterized. The coding region runs from base 163 to 723 and encodes 186 amino acids. The transcript has a single exon. The record is from RefSeq and is a predicted model, not a curated record. Gene Ontology annotation, molecular function: protein binding. Lineage: Eukaryota; Viridiplantae; Streptophyta; Magnoliopsida; Brassicales; Brassicaceae.